Spea bombifrons (plains spadefoot toad) is the source of this 3644-nucleotide messenger RNA. RefSeq names its product smoothelin (gene SMTN). The transcript has 19 exons. The record is from RefSeq and is a predicted model, not a curated record. The coding region runs from base 49 to 3090 and encodes 1013 amino acids. Gene Ontology annotation, biological process: actin cytoskeleton organization. NCBI's taxonomy places the organism in Eukaryota, Metazoa, Chordata, Amphibia, Anura, Pelobatidae. Gene Ontology annotation, molecular function: protein binding. Gene Ontology annotation, cellular component: microtubule organizing center; filamentous actin.
CACCGGAAACGCCGUGAUUUGAAGCUGUUGUACCAGGCUAUAGCUUAGAUGUUUGCGGAGCGCGGUGAAAGAAAGCGCUGUGUGGCCGCUGCGAAUAGGGAUACGGGCGGUACAGAGCUGGUUCACAGAGUCAUGUCGGGGGAAAGGUUCUCCGCAAUGGACGAAAGCUCCCUCCGCAAGUUGCUGGAGGUUACCCUGGAUCUGACAGAGCGCAGAGAGAUACGUUCAGCUAUUAGAGAAUUGCGCCGGAAAGAGCUGGAGAGAUGUGAAGAGGCAUUGGCAUCUAAGCGCUUCCGGUCCGAGAGAAGCAAUGAACAGGAAAACAAGGAGAAUCAGCCUGGGGCUAGGCAAGAAGAGAAGCAGCAAAGAGCCCUACAUGCCCUGGCAGGGAGGCUGGAAGAUAUGAGCGAUAUAGAUGAACUGACCGUGCUGCUCAGAGCUGCCAGUGAGUAUGAGGAAAGGAAGCUGAUCCGAGCUGCUAUCAGGAAAGUCCGCAAUGAUGAAAUUGAAGCUGCAUCUCACGCUGGGGCUUUGGUCAGCCGUAGCAAAGACAGGGACAAUGGGGCUGUGCUCCCCAGAGGCAUGGAGAGUAAUGGGGAUCAUACUCCCUCGUUGGUGCAGGAAAAAGAAGACCUAGAAGAGAGACAGCGGAUCAAAGCUCAGAUCCAUGGAUUACUCAGUGCUCAGAAUGGGGACAACCAAUCAUCUAGAGUGAAAGAGUUACCCUCUGAGAUGUUGAUGAACCUCGGUGAUCCUAGAGAGAGACAGCCCUCGUUUUCUUCUUCUUCCUCUACGUCGUCAGAACCUGUAAAUCUGUCUGAUAUCGCAGAGGGCUCUUCCAUAAGCACAGAUGUCGCGCUAGAGACCAAAUCACUGAAUGGUGGGACCACACCUUGUCCCGAGCCUGCAGCUGGAAAGCAUAAAUCAGAGGAUAUAAAACCUAGCAGUCUACGUGCACGAGAUGCUCUCAGUCAGAUCUCUGUGGUAGACAAGAAACUACCAGCUGGACUUGUUGACAGAGUUGCUAAUAAUGCCAUCCACAGGCUGGAAUCUGAUAACAAGCAAUCCUUACCAGUGGAAAAGGCAGCAGGGGCAUGCACAGAGCAAGACUUCAAGGUUCCACUAUCCCCUUUUCGAAGAGCUAAUUCUGUACGUGACAGAGUGAAGAAGUUUACAGAAGAACCUCCAGGAGUGCAGCCUGUCCUCGGUCACAGGUUUGGCAGCAUGCGUGGAGAGAGAGCUCCAUUCAGGGGAGGACAUGUACAGCAGCAACAAACCUUGCUGUCUGGCAGUCAACAGAAUGGUCAAAGCAUUCAGAAGGUGACUCAGGAAGACAAAGUAAUUGUUAAACCAAGACUUAAUCGUACUGUUUUGGGGCCUAACGGCUACAGAGCAGACCAUAGUACUGAAGAAAACAAAACACAAGGCUUUAAAAUCAUACCUGAAUUGAAGAGCUCCAGGAGCGUGUCCAUAAAAGGAUCCUCUUCUGCCAGCUCUACAGGACUGUGCACGUCUGGGGAAGCGAGCAAGAGAUUUCCCCAAAGCCAGGGCUCCAUCACCAAGAAGGAUAGUGGGAGGGACCAUGUGGACCAAUUGCUUAUCCCCCAAUCCACAACAGAGGGGGAGAGGCAGGUUGAAAACAGAGAUGGGACAAUCGGAACAUCAGAAUUUCAAGGCAGAUCACACCACUCCACAACACCUCUCUGCACCUCUGCCACAGGCACACAGAGUGAUAAGCAGGACACAGACAUGAAAACCUUGCUCACCAUAGAGAUCAAGGAUGGGCGAAACCAGACGACUAGCAGCAGGAUUGUGGGGCAACCAGGCAACCAACGGGCAGAGCUUACUUUGGGAUUGACAGCUUCACCUUUCAGAAUUGGUAGCGGGGUUAGCACCAGCAGCGGCAUCAGCACAUACAGCUCAACUGGUGCAAGCACCAUCAGUGUGGACAGUGGCAUCAAUACAAGCACUUCAAGUAAGGUAGAAACAGAUCUGCCUCAGCAACCCUCUCAGCAGUUGGAAGUGUUUCUUCCAAGCACAACUGAAAAAGUAGAAACAGAAAUCAAGAAGAAGUUGACUGCAGAAGAACUAAGUUCUAUAGAAGAGGAGGAGAUCCUAGAUAAGAUGCUGGAUAAUACCACAGACUAUGAGGAGAGAAGAAUGAUCAGGACAGCCAUGAGAGAACUACGGCAAAGAAAGAGAGACCAGCGUGAGAAGGAACGAGAACAACGCUUUCAAGAGCUAAAGAACAAGGAGAGGGAGUCCAGGCUAGCAAGGAACACAGAGACCAGCAUGCGCCAGAGCGAAACUACAAACCAUGGCUCUGCUGUCAGCAAAAUCACCAAAACGCAAAGACUUGUACAGUCAAAUGAUGGAAGCAAAACCUCCAGGACAACCACAGUGGAAGCCAGUUACAUGAAACGAUCAGAGAAUGGUGGCACCAUAGUUCAGACAAAAUCCUCCUUCAGCUCCACUUCCAAGAAAGUUGGCAGUAUUUUCGACAGAGAAGACGAUGGGCAGUCCAGAGCCAAUAGCGUGACUGCAAUGGAGAGACUGCAGGCAGAAAGGAAGAAAGAGCUCAUGAAGGCCCAGAGCCUCCCUAAAACACCCGCUACACAGUCUCGCAAAGCCAUGAUUGAGAAGCUAGAGAAAGAGAGUGGCAGCUCCUCCAGUCCAGCCUUUGCCAAGGUAGCCACACCACGUUCAUCAGCUUUUGGUGUUCCCAAUGCUAACAGCAUCAAGCAAAUGUUGUUAGACUGGUGCAAAGCUAAGACACGUGGUUAUGAGCAUGUGAAUAUUCAGAAUUUUUCAUCAAGCUGGAGUGAUGGAAUGGCAUUCUGUGCCUUGGUGCAUAAUUUCUUCCCAGAUGCAUUUGACUACAGCCAGCUCAUCCCGCAGAAUCGGAGGCAGAAUUUUGACCUGGCCUUCUCUGCUGCAGAGAUGCUGGUGGAUUGUGUCCCCUUGGUGGAGGUUGAGGACAUGAUGAUCAUGGGAAAGAGGCCGGAUUCCAAGUGCGUCUUCACCUACGUCCAGUCCUUAUACAACCACCUGAGGCGGCACGAAAUGCGUCUACGCAACAAAGAAUUUUAAUUAAAAAAUGUUUUUGUUUUUUUUUAAAAAAUCCUCCUUCCCUCAGGUUUACCCUGGCACAGCACAACACUGUCUGGCAGUACCUCAAAACAUUUCAAUUUAUACACCACCGGAGAUCGUCACUUUCAGCAAAAAGUUGUGGUGCUGUUUACCACAAAGUUUACUGACUGUAUAUUUUAUUGUUCUUUUGUUGAUUGUCUCCCGCACUGUAACUUUUGCUCUUCUGCAGGUCCUACAAUGUCCUGCUGUGCAGUGUGUUGAAGGUCCUGCUGUAGAGGAAAGGUUUUUGGUUCUAGUCUAGUGCUGUGCCGGUGCAAUCCUGUCACUGCCUCAAAUGCCUUCUCCCCCUUCCCACAGAAUUAAUAUAUUUAGAUAUUAUUAUUAAAUAGCACCACAUAAGCGCUGGGCCUUUAAAAUGUCACAGACACAAGCUUUAUGACAGACAGCUGUAGAAGUUGACCGUUUCACUUCCAGAACUGCAUCGGUGCUUCAGUCGUCUAAAACAAAGCUUUUUUUUUGCAAUAUAUUUUAAAAGAAAAUGUAACUAAAAAUAA